CAGUACUCCAAUGACGAUCGAUAGUUGUUGGUUAGUGCGUGUUAAAAUGUUUGUAAAAAGCCGGUUGCUGAGUAAGGUUUGUUUCAUGCAGACCCGAGGUAUGCAUCUCUUAAAUCAAAAGGCCUAUGUAGACGGUGAAUGGGUAACUUCUGCAAGUAACCAAAACUUUAACGUGAUAAACCCGGCAAAUGGAUCAGUUAUUGGGACAGUUCCCAAUAUGAACGUCCAGGAUGCCCAAGAGGCUAUAGAAGCUGCUGCUAAAGCCUUCGAAACUUGGAAAUUUACCACGGCUAAAGAAAGAGCACACCUGCUUAGGAAAUGGUAUAACUUACUAGUGGAGAAUCAAGACAGCAUCGCCAAGAUUAUGACUGCCGAAUCUGGCAAACCUUUACCUGAAUCUGCAGGUGAAGUAGCUUACGGUAACUCAUUUGUCGAGUGGUUUUCCGAACAGGCUAGAAAUGUACGUGGCGAAAUUGUACCAAGCCCAGUACCAUCAAAGAAGAUAUUUAUCGAUCAUCAUCCAAUAGGUGUCGCUGCUUUAAUUACGCCUUGGAAUUUUCCCCACGCUAUGAUUACUAGGAAAGCAAGUGCAGCAUUGGCAGUAGGGUGUACUUGUGUCAUUAAACCAGCUGAGGACACACCAUUCACAGCAUUGGCUCUUAUGAAAUUAGCAGAGGAGGCAGGUUUUCCUAAAGGAGUGUUGAACUUGGUUACAAGUGAUCGUAAUAAUGCUCCCGCUAUUGGUGCUUUGUUUUGUGAAAGCCCUUUGGUUGCUGGAAUUUCUUUUACUGGUUCUACACAAGUUGGAAAAAUUCUAUACAAGCAAUGCUCGUCGGGUAUUAAACGAUUAGGAUUAGAAUUAGGUGGAAACGCACCUUUUAUUGUUUACAAUUCCGCUAACAUAGAUAAAGCCGUCGAAGGUGCUCUCAUUUCCAAGUUUAGAAAUUGUGGGCAAACAUGUGUGGCCGCCAAUAGAUUUUUAAUACAGAAUGAGAUUUUCGAUGAAUUUGUAGAUAAAUUAACACAGCGAGUAAAACAACUAAAAUUGGGAGACGGUUCACAUCCGGGAGUUAAUCUGGGCCCGCUUAUAAAUGACGCUCAGUUCCAUAAAGUGUCGGGUAUGGUAGAAGACGCAGUUUCAAAAGGAGCUAAGGUGUUGGCAGGUGGCAAACCUGCUAGUCAACUUGGCAGCCUCUUUUAUGAACCUACGAUAAUAUCUGGGGUUCAGAGUAACAUGCAAGUUUACAACGAAGAAGUUUUCGGACCUGUGAUAAGUUUGAUUCGAUUCAAAACGGAAGAAGAGAGCUUGCAGAUUGCAAACGCUACCGAGCGAGGUUUGGCUGGCUACUUCUUUUCUGAAGACGUCACUCAAAUAUUUAGAGUUAGCUCGCACUUAGAAGUAGGCAUGGUUGGUGUUAAUGAAGGUCUAAUAUCUACUGCAGAAGCUCCAUUUGGUGGUAUUAAAGAAUCUGGGUUAGGUCGUGAGGGUUCUCAUCAUGGUAUAGAAGAUUAUACUUAUAUUAAAUAUACUUGCAUAGGCAACCUUAAAUAAAUUCAACAAAGGCAACAAUUCGAAGCAAAUAUUCUUUAUGUGAUACAAAGUAGCACCUGUUAACAAAAAUAGUUUUAAUAAUAUCACAAAUUUUAGAUAUAGAUUUAAGCGUAAACUUUUAAAUCUUCACAAUAAUUAAUAUUAAACUUCGGCUUAUAAUUUUUUAAUGUUUUGUUUGAAAAUACCAAUUUUGUUAGGAUGUUAAAAGAUAUAUUUUUAUCAUUGGGUAAGGUAUUUAUUAAUAUUUGAGUAUCUUAAAU
Anoplophora glabripennis (Asian longhorned beetle) is the source of this 1812-nucleotide messenger RNA. It is a transcript of the gene Ssadh, whose product is annotated as glutarate-semialdehyde dehydrogenase DavD. NCBI's taxonomy places the organism in Eukaryota, Metazoa, Arthropoda, Insecta, Coleoptera, Cerambycidae. Gene Ontology annotation, molecular function: succinate-semialdehyde dehydrogenase (NAD+) activity. The coding region runs from base 11 to 1552 and encodes 513 amino acids. The record is from RefSeq and is a predicted model, not a curated record. The transcript is spliced from 2 exons. Gene Ontology annotation, biological process: GABA catabolic process.